Molecule: messenger RNA, 2738 nt
Organism: Bombus terrestris (buff-tailed bumblebee)
Lineage: Eukaryota; Metazoa; Arthropoda; Insecta; Hymenoptera; Apidae
Product: zinc finger protein 717
Exons: 2
Coding region: 593-1651 (352 amino acids)
Biological process (GO): regulation of transcription by RNA polymerase II
Cellular component (GO): chromosome
Molecular function (GO): chromatin insulator sequence binding; DNA-binding transcription factor activity; RNA polymerase II cis-regulatory region sequence-specific DNA binding
Source: RefSeq, a predicted model, not a curated record
UUACGUUCUUAUGAUAUUUUUUUGGCUAAAUACCCACUGAGUUAACGCGCAAUGGGUGAACCGUUGAAAGCGAUUAAAGUUCUUUAUAUAGAGAAAGUUUGUCCAUGAAAUAUGCAUAAAAUCAAACAGGUGAAUAAAGCUUUGCGAAAGAUCGAUCCAAUCAGCGGUUUUGGAAGUGCGAUGUUGGUCGUGGUAGAGCGUAAUAUUGGCGGUUUGAGAAGGGCAGCCAAUUAGAAAAGUUGACGAAUAUCGUCGGUCGGUACUUAGGUGCGUGUGUUUGUACGAGUGUAUAUAGGUGACGGUCGUGAAAUAUAGUAGCAGCCAUCUUAUAUUUUGUGUCGGAGAAAAACAAUUUGGCCGUAGAAAUGUUUCGCGAUUGUCCGUGAAGCCGCUCGAGAACGGGAGGCGUGCGCUCGAUGAGGCGUGACGUUUUUCGACCCUAGCCCGGACCACUACAAUAGCAAAGGUGGAUUGGUACGCAGGAUAUGAGCAGCUUGUCAAGCGCAACCUGACUCUGCUCCCCCAUCAAGAAGCAGUGCAGCAGCAGGAGCCACAAUCACAACAGCUGGCUCAGCAGCAACAGACUGAUAUAAUGACAUCCAUGUUUGAACAACAAAUUAAAAGCGAACCCAUGGGGUUUUAUUCUGUUGCUUCGAGCCGGUCAGAUGGUUCAAAUUCUAUGGUGAAUUUGUCGGAUGAUCGUGAAGACCUUUCUCAGCAAGAAGGUCACCUACAACCACAGCAACAGACUACGUUACAAAUAAAUCAGCAACAGGGUCAACAACAAACUCAACAACAGAGUCAACAGCAAACGCAACAACAGGGUCAACAACAGCAGAGUCAGACUGUGCAACAAGAAGUUCCAAACCGUCAAUCUACUGGACAACAAACUGUCAAAGAGGGUUCACGGUCAAAGCCACAGCCCUGUAAGGUAUGUGGCAAGGUGCUAUCCUCUGCUUCGUCGUACUAUGUACAUAUGAAGCUUCAUUCAGGCAACAAACCAUAUCAUUGUACGGUAUGUGAAGCAAGUUUUUGUCGGAAACCAUACUUGGAAGUGCACAUGAGGACGCACACAGGAGAAAGACCUUUCCAAUGUGAGCUGUGCUUGAAAAGGUUUACUCAAAAGAGCAGUCUUAAUACUCAUAAACGGGUGCAUACAGGAGAAAGGCCGUAUGCCUGCGACAUUUGUCAGAAACGUUUUGCAGUGAAAAGCUACGUGACGGCACACCGUUGGAGUCACGUUGCCGAAAAGCCGUUGGUGUGCGACAGAUGUUCUCUCACAUUCACGUCCAAGAGUCAAUUUGCAAUACACAUCCGUACCCAUACUGCAAGUACCACGUACGAGUGUAACAUAUGCGGACGUACCUUUGUACGCGAUAGUUAUCUCAUACGACACCAAAAUCGAGUACAUCGUGACAUGAAUCAAAGCAGUACGAAUCACAAUCCAUCUACGCCCCAGAGUACCGGUGGUGGCACUCCAGGUACAGGUUUCGAGAGCCCGGUUUGCGAUUUACGCUACAGCGAAGGACCUUCCUCGUUGGAUGGCUUAGCAGGUUCGAAAGGAGGGAUCGCUGCUGAGAUCGCGAGUUUAGCCAAGCAAAACAAUCUUCAACUUCCUCUACCGUUGCUACAUCCGCAGACUACCAACUAGUGUUUAGACGACAACGUGUCCGAGUCCCUACCGCAACAUCAACAGUCACCGCAGCAAGUAGUAUGUCCCACCUCGGCGUCCUCGCCGUUCACACUUAAUUCACCAGUGUCUCACGAGCACACCACACCGCAGAGUGUCUACCAAACGACAGGCUCCUCCAGUUCGCUGGAUAGCCUCAACUCCCAACUUUAUCCGCAAAUAUCGUCAUCCCCCAUAGAUUCAUCGGAGUCGCAUCAUCAAUCGCAGCAACUGCAUCGCGGCAUUCCUCCGCCAGGGCUUCACCCUGCUCUGUAUCUCUACGCUCAGUACUCGAACACUACAAGCAGCUCUCCCACCCCGUACCCCGAAUAUAUUCAACGCAACAAUGAGUAAGUCAGUUUAUGCCAGCAAUCACGAUUUUUACCACGAACGGAGUGACGAUUCGCCCGAAACGCGGACUCUUUGAUCGCGUCUCGUUUAAUGGUGCUGGUUGAACAAAGUGCCUAAAGAGCAUCCACUUUCUGGAUCAUGACGGAUGCUUAAUCACAAUCGUCGAUUAAUCGUUGAUAUUAAACAAUUUUUACGCACCGACUAAUUUUUAUUUCGAUCUUUUAACAAUGGAGUGGAUCAAUUGUGAAUUGAUUACCGUUUUGCACGUGUCUAUCUCACUCACAUACUUCUCGGUCCAUUUAAUGGAUUAUCUAAAUACGGACGCUGAUAAGCGUAUUUUAACGAGAAUGAAAUAGCACCGUUCAAAGAGACGUGCACCACACGAUCGACGAAUCGAUUCGUUUCCACGAUCGUACGAUUUUCCUUGUUUUUACCAAUCUGUCGUGGUAUAUCGAUGUUAGCAUAAACUAACGCGCGCGCGCGUACGUUUCUACGCGAGUUUUUCCAAGUUUCCGCACUUCUUGAUUUACCUGUUUUCCAAUCACAUCUGCGAGUACAUAUACAUAUAUAUAUAUCUAUGUGUGUAUAUAUAUUAUGCGCGAACCAUUACACAUACACAUAUUUAUAUUAUAUUUUUAAAGGAGUUUAGUCACUUGGAUCUGUGAUAUAGAUAGUAAUUAUUAACUACAAUGUUUAAACUAUUGGUUUACUAUUUUGA